UGCUUCCACUCACUCACAUUUUUGUCCCAACGCAAUCAUUCAAAGAACCGGACAACCACCCACCGCCCCUCCCUUUCUCUCUCUCUCUACCCUUUCUCUGCUCUUUUCCAUGAUUUCACUGUGCCUGCUAAUAUCUACACAGUAACACUCUCUCUCUCUCUCUCUCUCUCUCUCUUUUACGUGUAUUAAAUAAAAAGCUCUUCCCCUCCCUUCAAAACAACAGGGGAGUGAAUAUAUAGUGAGAUUUGAGAGGCUCGUUGGCUUAGCAAAAUGGGUAUUAUGUCUACCUCUGUUAUGCUUCUUUUCCUUCUGGGUCUCUGCCAUUUAUCCACGGCAGCGGCGGUGGACAAAAACAACGUCGCGAAGCCAAAAACGACUGCAAGCACCACUUACAUCGUUCACAUGGCCAAAUCCGAAAUGCCGGCGAGCUUCGAGCACCACACUCACUGGUACGACUCGUCGCUCAAAACAGUUUCCGACUCGGCCGAAAUGAUGUAUAUUUACAGCAAUGCGAUCCACGGCUUCUCCACCAAGCUCACCCCCGAACAAGCUGAGUCACUCCAAUCCCAACCUGGAGUGCUCUCCGUGCUUCCCGAGUUGAAAUACGAGCUCCACACCACUCGGACCCCGGAAUUCCUCGGACUUGGCCAAACCACCGAGACGAUCCCCCAGUCCAACUCGGAGAGCGACGUCAUCAUCGGAGUGUUAGACACCGGCGUCUGGCCCGAAAGCAAGAGCUUCGAAGACACCGGACUCGGACCCGUACCCGGAUCUUGGAAAGGCGCGUGUGAAUCGGGUACCAACUUCAAUUCUUCAAACUGCAAUCGGAAACUAAUCGGCGCCAGGUACUUCGCCAAAGGCUACGAGGCCACGCUGGGCCCGAUCGAGACCUCCAAGGAAUCGAAAUCCCCACGCGACGACGAUGGCCACGGCACCCACACCGCGUCAACCGCCGCAGGGUCGGUGGUCUCCGGCGCGAGCCUCUUCGGCUAUGCCCUAGGAACCGCACGCGGGAUGGCCCCUCGCGCCCGAAUCGCCGCGUACAAGGUGUGCUGGGUCGGCGGCUGUUUCAGCUCCGACAUCGUGGCGGCAAUCGACCAGGCCAUUGCGGACAACGUGAAUGUUCUCUCGAUGUCGCUCGGCGGCGGAAUGUCGGACUAUUUCCGCGACAGCGUGGCAAUCGGAGCUUUCUCGGCCAUGGAGAAGGGAAUUUUAAUCUCGUGCUCUGCCGGAAAUGCUGGUCCCAGUGCCUACAGCUUGUCGAACUCGGCUCCAUGGAUCACGACAGUUGGAGCAGGCACACUGGAUCGGGACUUCCCGGCUUUCGUCAGCCUGGGCAACGGAAAAAACUUCUCGGGCGUUUCGCUCUACCGCGGUAACUCCAACGCAGCUCUAACCACCUUGACGCCGUUUGUUUACGCCGGUAACGCGAGCAACGCAACUUCAGGAAAUCUAUGCAUGAUGGGAACUUUAAUUCCAGAACAAGUGAAGGGGAAAAUAGUGAUGUGCGACCGUGGAGUCAACGCAAGAGUCCAAAAAGGAGCGGUGGUCAAGGCGGCCGGAGGAGUGGGCAUGAUAUUAGCCAACACCGCCGCCAACGGCGAGGAGCUGGUGGCCGCCACGAUACUGUUCGAGGGGACAAAAGUAGGGGUCCAGCCUUCACCCGUGGUUGCGGCAUUUAGUUCUCGGGGCCCGAAUUCAGUCACUCCGAAUAUACUGAAACCCGAUAUUGUUGCUCCAGGUGUCAACAUCCUAGCUGGGUGGUCCGGGGCUAUAGGCCCCACGGGACUGGCGAUCGAUGCGAGACGCGUGGCGUUCAAUAUUAUCUCGGGGACGUCAAUGUCUUGUCCGCACGUGAGCGGGUUAGCGGCGCUGCUGAAGGGGGCCCACCCGGAGUGGAGCCCGGCGGUGAUUCGAUCGGCGCUUAUGACUACCGCGUAUACAGCGUACAAGAACGGGCAGAAGUUGCAGGACGUGGCGACCGGAAAGCCGUCCACGCCGUUCGAUCACGGCGCUGGGCACGUAGACCCUAUAUCGGCCCUCAAUCCAGGGCUGGUCUAUGAUCUAACGGUGGACGAUUAUCUAAGCUUCCUCUGCGCGUUGAAUUACUCGGCGUCCGAGAUUAACAGUUUGGCGAAGAGAUCGUACACGUGCGACGAGAAAAAGAAGUACAGCGUGAGGGAUCUGAAUUACCCUUCGUUUGCCGUGAACUUCGAGAGCAGAUAUGGAGGCGGGACGACGUCGUCUAACGUGGUGAAGUUCACGAGGACGCUGACGAAUGUGGGGCCGCCGGGAACGUACAAGGCCAGUGUGACGUCGGAGAGGCAGUUGGUGAAGAUAUCGGUAGAGCCCGAAACGCUGAGUUUUAGUCAGGCGAAUGAGAAGAAAGUGUAUACGGUGACGUUUAGUGCGGUGGGUUCGGUGCCGGCGAGUGCAGUGAAUAGCUUCGGGAGGGUGGAGUGGUCGGACGGGAAGCACAUCGUAGGAAGCCCAGUAGCAAUAAGCUGGAAUUAGGGAACAAAUUAAAUUAUAGAGGAAGAGGCAAAUUAAAUUAUAAUGGGUUGAUUUCUUAAGUCAAAGAGUGUUAAGGAAUCAAGAAAUGUUGUAAGAUUAUGCGGUGGUGAUUAUGUUAAUUUCAAGCUGACAAUGGAGGUAAGAAUUUGAGAAUGAAAGACAAUUUGGGAAACCAAAUGGAAUUUUCUGUA
Molecule: messenger RNA, 2705 nt
Organism: Prunus avium (sweet cherry)
Lineage: Eukaryota; Viridiplantae; Streptophyta; Magnoliopsida; Rosales; Rosaceae
Gene: ARA12
Product: Subtilase family protein
Biological process (GO): proteolysis
Molecular function (GO): serine-type endopeptidase activity
Source: RefSeq, a predicted model, not a curated record